AUGAAAUCCCCUAUGUUUGUAAAAGAAGUCCAAAAGCUAACAGGGUGCGUGGCCGCCUUAGGGAGAUUCCUAUCCAAGUCCGCGGACAAAUGCUCGCCUUUCUUCAACACCCUUAAACAAAGCAAGUUCGAAUGGACAAGAGAAGCCGAGGAAUCCUUCCACCAGUUAAAAGAGCACUUGUCCUCUUUGCCAAAACUAGUUUCUCCCAUCAACGGGGAAAAGCUAGUCUUAUAUGUCUCGGUCUCCGAAUACUCACUGUCAGGAGUAUCAGUCGCUGAAAGAGAAAAGAAGCAGUUCCCCGUGUACUACGUAAGUCAUGCCUUUCGAGGCUCGGAGGGAAACUAUAGCGAAAUGGAGAAGGUCUUAUUCGCAGUCGUGAUGGCAAGCAAGAAAUUGAAACCCCGCGUCACAGACUGGGCUAAUCAACUUGCAGAUUUCGGCAUUGAAUACGAGCCACGAACGGCAAUCAAAGCCCAAGCCCUGGCUGACUUCAUUGCUGAUAGUACCAUCCCUCAUCAUCCCGAAGCCAAUCAAGAAUGGAAAUUGUAUGUAGAUGGGUCCUCCACGCAAUCAGCAAGCGGAGCGGGACUUCUAAUUGUAUCUUCCGUCGGGGUUCGCAUGGAAAGGGUAGUCAGAUUCAAAUUUGCGGCAUCUAAUAAUGAGGCAGAAUAUGAAGCAUUACUCUUGGGGCUUAAAAUAUGCGAUGAAGCCGGGGCUAAAUCCUUAUCCACCUUUUUCGACUCCCAAUUGAUAGUCGGGCAAGUGAACGGGGAAUUCGAGGCGAAGGAUGAUAGCAUGAAGAUGUAUUUGCAACAAGUAAGAGAAUUUGUCGAGAAAUUCGACAAAUUCACAUUGGUUCACAUCCCAAGAUCCCAAAAUGCACAAGCCGACUCCCUGGACAAACUUGCCAGCUCAGCCGAAACAUCCGCGGCCCGUGAUAUCAUCUGGGAAGUGCUUCCUAACCCUAGCAUUAACUUCAUGGUCAACACCAUCGAUAGAUUAGAGACAUGGAUGGAACUAUACAUCAAAUACUUGCAAAAUCAAAUGCUCCCCCAAGACGAGAAUCAGGCAAAAAUGCUUCAAAAGAAGGCCGGAUGGUUCGAACUCCACGAAGGAACGCUCUACAAAAAAUCAUAUACACAUCCCUUUCUGAAAUGUGUUUCUCCUGAAGAAGGAAACUACAUCCUUCGCGAAAUACACGAAGGCGGAUGUGGAAUACAUCAAGGAGUACGAAUUGUAAUUUGCAAAGUCCUCAGAAAUGGAUACUACUGGCCCUCUCUCAAGGGUGAUGUCGAAGCACUGAUCAAGCGAUGUCCCCAAUGCCAGUAUUAUUCAAAGAUAGGAAGAAAACCAUCUAACUAUUUGUCCGCCAUUCAAGCUGUCCUACCCUUUGACAAAUGGGGUAUAGAUCUCCUUGGCCCCUUCCCACCAGCCAAGGGACAACGAAAGUUCAUCAUCGUGGCUGUCGAUUAUUUUACCAAAUAUGUGGAAGCCGAGGCCCUUAGCUCGAUUACAGACAAGCAAGUCUGCCAGUUCAUAUGGCGAAAUAUCAUCACAAGAUAUGGCAUUCCUCGCGUAAUCAUCACCGACAAUGGGAGACAGUUUGUCAGCAAGCACACAAUAGAGUACUGCGACAUGUUCAACAUUCAAAUCCGAUUCAGUUCAGUAUCCCGACCUCAAACAAAUGGCCAGGUCGAGUCAGCGAACAAGGAAAUUAUGAACGGCAUCAAAAAGAAAGUGGAAGGGGCAAAAAGAAUUAGGUAUUCCCUCCACGAGAGUCAACUACUACUCGCACAGCGAGAACGAACUAGAAAAAAGAACAAAUUUGGAUUUACUACCAGAGACAAGGGGGAAUGCCCUGUUAAAAUCGAUAGCCCAAAAACAGAAAAUGGUCCGCAGCUUCAACCGUCAUGUCAAAACAAGACGGACGUUCGAAUCAGAAGACGUAAAAGGAAAGAAAUUACCCCGGCCGUGGAAUGGAGAUCACUUGAAGAAAUACUUCAUUUAGUAAGAUUCACAAGAGGCCACAGUCAAUAA
Molecule: messenger RNA, 2037 nt
Organism: Amaranthus tricolor (Joseph's coat)
Lineage: Eukaryota; Viridiplantae; Streptophyta; Magnoliopsida; Caryophyllales; Amaranthaceae
Exons: 4
Coding region: 1-2037 (678 amino acids)
Biological process (GO): DNA integration
Molecular function (GO): nucleic acid binding; RNA-DNA hybrid ribonuclease activity
Source: RefSeq, a predicted model, not a curated record